UUUUAGAAUACGGCCGGACUGUCGAUAUUCAUUCAAACCUUCUGUCGACGUUAUACAUUUGGAGCUCCAAUUUUGAGACUCUGAGAAAUACGAUCGAACCGAUUAUGAUAGUUAUAUAUAUAUAUGUGUAUGUAUAUCUAUAUAUUAUGUAUAUAACUUGAGGAAGGAUAAGAGCGGUCGAUUGGUCUUAUAAGUGUUUACGACCAUUGAAUAAUCGUUAUAGAAAAGUUUAAUAUGUCGGACUAAGUCGAAUAUCGCAGAGAAACGAUUAGGAAGGAUGAUUUUUCUUAAAUGCACGGAUCGUGGUUGAAUAAUCAUUAGCGUAGUAAAGGAUCCCUUUUGAAUAUCAGGAUGCUAUUUUUAUCGGUGGAAACCUAAAUACCGAAUAGCACGCUCUCGUAGAGGUGCGCGCUUUUACGUCUAUGUAUGCGUGUAACACGUACACGCUGACACACAUUUUGCUUUUCUCAAUUGACAGUUGAGUCGAUCUCGUUUAAAGUAACAAUGCGCGUUGGCGUAUCUUCUUGAACUCUUAUACAUAAAUUCAAUUCUAAGAAUGUAAUCAUCCUACGAUAAUCGUUCAAUCGUAAAGUUAAACAUUUGUUAGAAAAUGAAAUGUUUAAAAAGCACUCCUCGAUCUUAGGAUAGUUUUAAUCUUUAAGUAUUCGAAUAGACGUAUAUGCAUGCAUGUAUGUAUGUUGUAUGUAGUAUGCAAGUGCCGUCCGUUCGAGCUCGGAUUUCAAAGUACCGCCGGCAGUGUGCUUGAAACCGUAUAUGCUUAGUAGCCUUGAUCCUUUCACCGUUAUAAACCGAUUAUUGGACUUUGAUAUUUACUAUUUUAGAUGGGACGUAUAUGAGCGCGCGAAUAACUUUUCAUAAAUGAAAUAAUAUCGAUAAGGAAAAGGUAAAGGUUAAAAAGUUAAAGCUGUAAACAUCGAGUAAGUAGAUCUUCCUCCUUUUAGUCAGACAAGAGAAAAGUUGGAAGAGGAGGUUAGAGUCGUAAGGGGAAGAGGCGCGCUUUUUAAAACGUUAACACGAUGAUUCCUCCUUUUUGACCGAUUCGCAGCGUUAAUUCGUCGUUCGAAAUUAAAGAUACUCGUAGUUGUUAUUUCGUGGUGUCAACGUUGUUAUUAUUAUUGCAAAAGGGGGGUGGAGGGAGUCGAUGACGACGGGGCCAUCGUACACCAUCGUCAUGGCUCGUUCGUAUCGCGAAACGAAACCGUUUUGGAUCGUGGCACCUACCGAGAAUAACGAGAUACAAUAAUAUAACGUGAAUCACACACCAGGAUACCGUAUUAGUACACCGUGUGACGUCAUAGUGGAGAACAUCAUCCUUAACCGCGUCACGCACCGCUAAACCCGACCUUCGUCCGACUAUACCUACUUAAGCUUUCCUUUCGCAUUCCAACGACCUAUUGAAGAAAUGAGUUUCUCUCCCUCUCUCUCUCUCUCGCUCUCUCCCUUUAAAACAAGUCUCGAGUAAUCGAGUAAGACAAGAUCUUGUAAACUCUUUUUUCUUUUUUCUCUUUCCUUUCCUUUUCUUUUCUUUUUCCUUUCUUUUCGUUUUUAUGUCAGCGAUAAUAAUAAAAAAAGAAAAAAUCCAUCUUCGUUGCCCCGUUUCUGUAAUAACCCUAUGCAAAUUCUACGACAAUCUAGUAUAUCUAUUUUCUAUACUUAAUACUCUCAUCGUUCAUCAAUUUGGAAGUUUGCCUUUCUUUCGGAAGAUAGAACUUUCACAAGACAGAUCGUAGAACGUGAAUUCGUAUAAAGAUAUGGGAGUCAUUAGGACGUCGGCCCUGAGGCUGGUCUGCCCACGCGACGGGUCUACGUGCUCUGCUAAAAAUAUCGAAAGCGCACCACCGAUCGAGUAUCGAGAAUGAUUUCGUACGCGCACGUGUUUCUUUCCCCUCCUCUAUAUACUCCGUAUACUACCGAUCAUCGGUGACGAGAACGAGUGAUAUCUCUUCUUGAUCCUACCAUUGUUCUCUUUCUCUCUCUCCCUUUUUUCUUUUUUAUCUUCCUCUUGUAUAUAUAAAAAUAAAAAAGAACAUGAGAGAAUUAAAAAAAGAAGAAGAGAGAAAAACAAAGAACAAAUCGAUACUUCGAUGACUCAUAUAAGUAGAUAAUUUUUAAUGGAGAAUUAAGAAAACGCCGUUCUUUAUUUCUCAAUGAAUAGUAAGGAGCUUCAUUUCAGUGAAUUUUCUUAGUCUCAAGAUACGUUUCAGUUUCUCGACGACCCUCUAAGAUUAUUAAGUACUGUUAGACGACAAGUGUACGGUUCAAAAGUUGCGACGAUACGUUUAUGCAUUGCAUCUUGCUAGCCAGUAGUCGCGAACAUCAGAAAAAGACAGAUAGACAGACAGACAGACGGAGAAAGAGAGAAAGAGAGAGAGAGAGAGAGAGAGAGAGAGAGAGAGAGAGAGAGAGAGAGAGAGAGUAGAGGAGGGAGUGAAAGAUGGGGAGAAGAAGAGAGGCGGAAGGGGUCCAACGGACGGGAAAAUGAACUCAGAGCAUGAAUGCAUCGCCUUCUAAAAUAUGCAGACGGCAUUGCGCUAUGUAUGCCAGUCGCUGAAACUCGCUAGGAAAGGAUGAGUCUUCCCGAUUUUCUUCUAACUCGUUACACGUGACACGCGGAAAUGCUUUCUCUUUGCCUGCCCAUUUUCCUUUCAACGCUUGAAACGAUCUCAAAGCGGGACAUUCGAAUCUACAUGCGUUACGUAUAAUUUGGUCGAAUAAAAAAAAAAAAAGAAAAAAAAGAAAAAAAAAUUAAAAAGCAAAAAAGAACGUAGAAAAAUUGAAUAAUCAAAAAAAAUUAAUAUCGAGAAGUCAGAAAUAUUUUAUCUAUUUGACUUAAUCGGUAGAAGCAAUAAAAUCGAUGGCUCCUAGAUCCAAGGCAAAUGGCCAACCUUGGAAUGUUCUAGUCGCUCUUGCUGUCCGUAUCUAUUUUAUGUAUAUAUCAAUAGAAGCAAUACGAAAAUAUAUAAUAACGUGUGAAUUAUAGUUCGGUAGUCGAGUUGGUAAAAGCUCUCGACAUUGUUAAAUUAUAUAGAGUAACAUUAUUCGAGGUCUUUUCGUUUUUAGAAUGGUUCAAUGAAUUGCGAUAAAGAUCGGAUGUUCAAGUAUAAUAUUCUUCUGGUUGUAACGUAAGUGGUAAUAGUAACGUAACAUUUUUGGCAUCGAUAAUGCAGAACGGAGCUAAAAUAUUGUAGAUCAUAAAUAACAAGCAAGAUGGUCGUUGGCGAAGCUAGUAUACAUAAUAUAAUGGGAGGCAUGGAGAGUACAGGAGGAGUGCGUCUUCAUAAUCACAAGAGGAAAUUGAAGCAAAGGUUUGACAUUAUCAAGAAACUGGGCCAGGGAACUUAUGGCAAGGUCCAAUUAGGAAUUAACAAAGAAACGGGCCAAGAGGUAGCUAUAAAGACAAUAAAAAAAUGUAAGAUAGAGACAGAGGCUGAUCUGAUUCGGAUACGAAGAGAAAUACAAAUCAUGUCGAGCGUACAGCAUCCUAAUAUCAUUCACAUUUAUGAAGUUUUUGAAAACAGAGAGAAAAUGGUAUUGGUUAUGGAAUAUGCAGCCGGUGGUGAGCUCUAUGAUUACUUGAGCGAACGUAAAGUUUUGUCCGAACAGGAAGCACGAAGAAUAUUUCGUCAGAUAGCAACUGCAGUUUUUUAUUGUCAUAAACACAAAAUAUGCCAUAGAGAUCUUAAACUAGAAAAUAUACUUUUGGAUCAAAUUGGAAAUGCAAAAAUUGCUGACUUUGGCUUAUCAAAUGUAUUUGACGAACAAAGAUUAUUGAGUACAUUUUGCGGUAGUCCAUUGUAUGCAAGUCCCGAAAUAGUAAAAGGUACACCUUAUCAUGGACCUGAAGUCGAUUGUUGGAGUUUGGGAGUUCUUUUAUAUACAUUGGUUUAUGGUGCCAUGCCCUUUGAUGGGUCCAAUUUUAAGCGACUAGUCAAGCAAAUCUCACAGUCUGAUUAUUUUGAACCUAAGAAACCUUCUCCUGCUUCCCCUCUGAUUAGGGAUAUGCUCACAGCAUGUCCUGCUAGACGAGCAGACAUUGAAAAGAUUUGCAGUCAUUGGUGGGUAAAUGAAGGCUAUGAACAAAAUUGUCUGGACAUUGCGGAAGAUCUCGCUGCUCAAACACCCGUUCGACUUGACUUGUUACUAUCGUUAGUACCUCAAUCGGCUAGCGCAGAGAAAUUACUUGUAGGCGAUCAACAAACAAGCGGAGAUGUCGCAAAUAAUAUGUCUUCCGAAACGCUAGUACCUACGAGAUGUCACUCUGUUGGUAGUCUAAUGGAAUUCGAUCAAAAUAAUUCAGAUAGACGAAUAAGAGAAUUAUUUGAGGAAGAAAAUAGAGGAGCAGCAGCAGCAGCAGCUACAGAUGCGAAAAGAAAAUUAGAAACUACGCCAUCGAUGGAUGAGACAAUUGCGGCGACCGUUAAAAAGAAAGAAAGAUCUAGGAGAAAAGAAAGAUCAGACGAAAGAGAGCCUAGAAUGUAUAGAUCAACGUCCAGGCAUCAUUCAGCACCGAUUCCAAACUCUAUAAUGGAAGAAACGAUGGAAGUAGAGCCUACAGCGAUUGUAACUGUUCCUACAAGUAAGACUGUUGAUUUAAAUAAAGUAGACGCGGCAGCUUGUUUAGAAUUAAUAGAAGAAUCUAAAGAAAAAUCACCUAGCAAGGAGAGAAGUAAGACCCCUGUACCUAUGGAGCAUGAACAAUUAUCCAAAGAAAUGUCUGCUAAAAAUAUUGAUAGAUUUUAUGAUACUAGUCAAAAUGAAAAUAAGGAAAGUACGUUACAAGAGACGUAUUCAAAGACGUCAGAAGAAAGUAAUCAUCAACAGGAAAUUGCUUCUUUAGAAAAGAAUAAAAGUACACAUGCAUUACCAAAUAAAGUAGCGUCAAGUAAGGAAUUAAACGAUACUUCCAAAAUAAAUGUGCCAAAUAAAGAUAAUUUAAGUAACAAAUUGGAAAUCGAUAAUUCGCUUCGCUCUGUUUCGGAAGAUAUGAAACAAAUAGACUCUAUGGAUAAAGAAAUUAAGAAGUUAAAAGAAAGAGCGUUGUCUCUUGAUUCUGAACUUGCCAACGAAGUAGAGGAUGUAGUUACGAAACCCGUCGAAAGACGGCGAUCGAAAAUCUUUGAAACUGCAGAGAAGUUCAAUCAAAUGACAUCCAAUAUAGAAAAUGAAAAACCGAAGAAGAUUUUCAUUCCUGGUGUUAACGUUGGUGGUGCCAAGCGUGCCUUUGAACGCAAAGCAAGUCUUACAUCUGGUACCAGUCUUACACCGGUUAAACAUAACGCUUCUAAAGUUAUUAUCGAUGUAGAUAAGAAAUCUGAAAAAAUUGACGAUAAAUCAAAACUCGUUCAGGCUAAUGUAGAUACGGAGGAAAAGUCGAAUAAGCGAGAUGAAGCUAAGAAACGAGCAAUUGAUAUAAUAUCCGGUGCAAUUGGUAAGCCACCUGUGCUUCGAAAAGUUAAUGGUUCUCCACCAACCUCUCCUCAAAAUCAAGAGUCUAAAAAGAUAGGAUUAAAGAUACCAGUAGGUCCGAACGAUAUUAGGGCUGCAACGGUAUCGGUAUCUACGCCAACUGAAACCAAAUUUUCAUUUGACAAUAAUUCCAUUUCGUCUGACAUUACUACACCUACUACAUGUGAGAUAUCCAAUAGUGAUAAUUCACAAGCCGAAGAGCCAAAGUUAUCCAGCAAAAUGGAAAUAACACUUAAAAGUGCCACUUUACCACGACCACGAAAAACGAGUAAAGCGGAAAUUACAUUGUCAGGAAAUAAGAUUCCAGAUACGGUUGCUUUUAAAUCAGAAGUGGAGGCAAAAAUCGAUGCUUUCCCGUCGCAGAAGUUAAGAACACAAAGAUCUGAAAUAGCAUUUCCCGUGGCUGCAGUAGUCCCACAGACAAAUAGAAGUUCUAGUCUAGAACCAGAAAUAAAACCAAAAGUUCAACCGCGGGAAAGGAUUAUUCCUAUUCAGGUUGAGCCAGAUCAUCAACAUGUGCAACAAUCGCCUACUACUCCUCCCAAACCUCCGAUGCCACAGAGAUCUAUGUCCCAACGAUCAGGAUCUUUAUCUCGUCAAUCAACAGCAGACUCCGAUACCGACAGUGCUCUUGGUUCAACGAUAGGACCAGAACCAAUAAGAAAAAGCCCAAGGGAAUAUAUAAUUCCUAUUGCUGUAGAAGGUGGUGGCUAUGUUACACCCAGAUCUGGUAGUGUUGAGCCAGAAAGUAAAACUGGCACGCCAACUAGUACAAAUGCGCCAAGAUCUAGAUUCAGUAGACCAAGAAGAAUGAGUUCUCUUUUAUCUGAUGCUAGCGAGGAUGAAUCACCAUUUUCUACUUUACAUAGAGAUAGCGAAGAUCUUUUACAAAGGCAUAUGCACAGAUUGCGAAGCUCUCGGCCAUCUAGACAACCAUCUGAGCAUGGCGAUAGUUUAUCUUCCGGCGAAGAUGACGACGACGAUGGUUUCGAGCUAUUAACAGCUGAAAAUUUGUUUUCUACUUUAUUGUCUAGAGUACGAAGCUUGACACAAAGACUUAACGUUGAUGAUAGAGGCAGUAGUAGUUUUCCAAGUAGCCGAUUAUUGGGACGACUUGGAGUUAAUUCGCCACAAAAUUUUUGGAGUCAUAAUAAGCCAUUAUCAAGCCACGAGACCUACUUUGAAACAAGGACCGUGACAACGCGACUGUCCGAAUCGCAGUUCAAACAUUCUCUAAGCCGUGACAGUGAUAUAUUUGGCAGAAAAGAUUCUACCAGUUCAAUAAAUCCUGGCUCUCCUAAUAGUCCGGGUUCUCACAACGCACCUUCUUCGAGGGAGAGCGUUUUUGAAAUUGGAAGCAAUACAUUACCACGAGAUAAAGUAGAACAUGAAGACAUAGAAGCGGAGACGGUACAAAUCAGAAAAGAGGCUCAAGAAUCCUUAGAACAGAAUUUUACUCCUAGUUUGGCACGAAGAUUAAGCAGGCAAUUUAUAGAACAAACUAGACAAUCAUUACCAAGAUCGUCAUCGAUAUCAUGCGAGAAGUAUUAUCAAUCUCCGACUAGGGAAAAUUUAAGUUUAAUAGAUACGGCCGAGAGUAUUAAAAGACAUUCUAGUUCAACUACGUCGGAUCAAACGGAAUAUAGAAGUAGAUCGGCCGAUAGAAAUAUUCGAAGAACUAAUAGUUUAUUGGAAGCCGGAAAUAAAGCGGAUAAACUAGAUUAUCGAUUUUCUAGAAGAAGUAUCAGUCUCUUUGACGAUGACGAUAACUUGUUACCACUUCCAAGACAAGUCAUGACUCUUGGUAGAAAGUAUAAAGAAAUUGGAAGAUCGAAUUCUGGGAAUACUUGGAGAGAUACUUUUAGUGUUCAUAGAACGGAUAAAAUUCAAGAAGAAUCUCUAGAAGAUACAUCACAGUUGCCUAAGGAUGUAUUAAACAAUACGGAUAAUAAUCUAGAUGCUGGUUCGGUAUCCGAAUGUACUUCAGUAUCUAUAUGUAAUUCAAACACUAAUUUGGUCGAUACUACAUCUAGUAUAUCGAUCAAAUCUCGCGAUACAUCCCCUGCUGAUUCGUCGUCAAAUAUAAUUGAUUCUGGUAAACCAUCAUACAGAAUGGAUUCGUCGAAAAAUUUUGAAAAUAGACUUUUGGCAGCGGAGAAUCUGAUAAAGGAAUCAAAAUUGAAAAAUUUAGGACCAUCGAAGUUCGAUCCCAAUUUAAAUUCUAAUUACAAAGAAACCGAUAAAUGCGACAAAGAAUCUUUAAGUUCAAUCUCGGAUGCACCUAACAUGACCAUAUCUAAGAGACGCAGUUGCAUUCCAAGUUUAAGAUUACGUUCGGGUUCCUUAACAAGGGAUCCUUGUAUAGAUAGUGAUAGGAGAAAAUCAUUUGCCGGAUCGCAAGGAACUCUUUCGAACAUUAGAGCAUUGUCGCCAGAAAAGUCUAUUUUAAGUAAAUUCUUUAGAGGUGGUAGCAGUAAAGAGAGUGAUUCAAAGGACAAAUCUCAGAAACCGAAGCAACAUCGAAUUUCACGCUUUUUACGGCCAGACUUCUUUGAUACUCCACGGGAAGAAAGUAGAUACGUUAAAGAAAAAGAAGCGCAAAAGGCUGCGGAGAACGAACGAAGAAAAUCUAGAUUCAUGAAAAAAAAAAGUGAAAAUAAAAGCGCUGAAUGUAAGCAAGAGACAAAGCCAGAGAAAGAAUUGAAAAAUGAGAUGAAUUCACUUAAAAAAGAUAAGUCUGAUAUUUCAUCGGACGAUAAAUCUAAUAAAGAUGAUAAUACGAAAUUAAAAUUUGAAAGGCAAUCCUCAAGAAAUAGUUUUCUACAUUCUUUAGAAAAAAAAUUAGAAAAGUUUCGUGUAACGGAUGAAACACCCAAAUCUUCGUCCAAUGGUGGUCUCUUGAUCGAUCAAAAAGUAAGAGCUUUGAGAGAGAACUCAGCGCCUCCAUCAGAUUCUUUGUUCACAGAAUCAAAUUUAAUCAAAAGGGCAAUUAGCGUUGAGGAUAUGUCUUCGAAAGAAAAUUCUCUUAAUUCUAGAAAAAGUAGAGUAUCAUCUGUUCUAGGAUUGUUUAAAAGUUCUGACGUAAAACAAAAUUCAAACGCAAUCAAAUCGCAAAGUACUAUAAUAGGUAAGUUAAAGAAAAGUCCUCCUAAGCUUGUAAAAACGGACGCUUCUUCGACGAAUGAGGAUACGUCAUCCACAAGUAAAAUUCCAAUGAAAAUGGUUAAAAAUGAUUCUAGAUUAAUUAAGAAACCUACAGAAGGUAAAAAACCUUUGGAUAAUAAUAUAACGGAAUCGAAAAAAUCGCAAUAUAAGGACAAAGUAAAAGAAAAAGAUACAAAUUCGAAAGAAAGAAAGAUGUCUAAUGAAAAACUGUUAAAAACAAGUGGAGAGGAUGAAUCGGAAAUAGAUAAAUCAUCGCCAACAGAGAUUUCAGUUGAUAAGGAAAUAGUUAAGAAAACAAAUUCAGGUAAAAAGGAAGAUGACCCUAAGCUCAUUUCUAAUCCACCAGAAACUCGUAAAGUAAUGGACAAUGGUGCCGCAGAAGGAAACAUUUCUAAGCGAGAGAAGAAAGUAAUAAAGACGAAGAAGAACAUAGGAUCUGUAAAAAAGAUCGGCACUGGAGUUACGAAAGCAGAGAAAGAAGAAAAUGGCGAUAAGAAAACAUCAAAAAUCAGUAAAUUAAAGGAACCUGUGCAAAAGGAAGAGGCUGAAGGUACUAAGAAGAAAAAAAUUGUACGUGUGGUUAAGAAAGUAGUCAAAAAAUCGUCCGAAAAUUCUGAUAAUAAAUCGGAAGAAAAAGCAAAAGUUUUAAAAUCUAUCGUAAAAGGUAAUACCUCGCCUAAAAAAGAAAAAAGUCCAGAAGCUCCGGCGAUCAAUGCUGAUUAUCCAAAUGAACGUAAUUCUGACUUACAAAAUUCAACGAAAAUUACAACUAGCGAUAGUUCCAUUCAAGAAACACGAACAAAGUUGAAAGGAAAUCUUUCUUCUGUUGAUGCAAUAUCAAAUAAAUCAGAACUAAUGGCAUCUGGAAAUAAUUCAAGUAAAAGUCCCGAUUGUAGUCAAAUAAAUGCUACGGACUCUGAUGUUACUCAAACGAAACAUACUGAUACACGAGGUAACAGAGGAAGUUUAAAGCUUGACUUAUCUAAAAUACCUCAGCACACAUUCAGAAAUGCCACCCCUAAAAAGGAAUCUCCGAAAUGUGAAUUGAUUAAACCAAAUGUCAACGUGCUAUCUCAAUCUCCAAAAAUAAAUGAAACCAAUGCUGAUAUUUCUUCUGAAAAGUUCUUAGAUUCUUUAUCAAAAAUGACACAUCAUGCUACUAUCACUGGUAACAAAAUAAUUAUUGAUAAACCGUUGAGAGCUAAGGAUGUUGCUGAAUUGAAGAAAGAGGUCAAUGAAUGUGCAAGACUUAUUGAAAAUCAAAUAGAAUUACAUAAUGAUAUUGUGCCAUCUAACGAAGAUAUUGCCGUGAGAAAGGAGGAUGAAAUUAAUGCAAAAUUGCAUACUCCCCUAAAUAAUAUUGACGAAACUGAACCCGUAGAUGAAAAAGAUAUUUUCAAAGAUACAACGCAAUCUACCAACAUGAAUACUUAUGCAGACGAAGUGACUUCACCUGCCGAUGAACCAGACAGUUUUGAUUCUUGGUCGAUAUGUUCGGCCGAUAUGAAUCACACGCGAGCCGAUUUAAGUUCACCUACUUCACCCUCGUAUUCUCUUUUCUCGCGUGGAGAUCAGGGAGAAUCUGUAAUAGAUAGAAUACGAAGGAGAAGUUUUUAUUUAAGAUUUAAUGAUAGAAGAAGGCCUUCCUUAACAGUACCACCACCAGGAAUAACUUUACCAAGCAGCACAUUACCAAGAAAAUAUAGUUCUAGUAAUUCGAGAGACAGAGAUCGUAGUAAAUUGAAUAGUUAUCCUUCAUCCAAUAAAAAACUAAUGCAAAGAAGUUAUAGCCUACACAAUGAAGACAUACCGUCAUAUAGAAAAUCACCAAUCGAUAAAGAAAAAUACACGGAUCUAGUGUCAUACAACACAGAAGUUAAAACACCCACUGAACAUUAUAGUACCUUUUCACAUUCAACAUACGAUCCAUUACGAAAAUAUUUAAGAUCUCCGACAUUAGAAUUAUCUACAGCACAUAAAAGGUACCACAGUACAGACUUUAGUAUGGACGAUGAAUUAGGAGCAUAUAGAAAUUCUUCCCUGAAUUCUAUAUUAAAUAAUAAUCCAGUAGAAUUUUAUGGAAGUAGAAAUUCUAGUAUGCUACCGAGAAAAUACGGAUCUACUAUUACCUCCACAGAACCAAAGACAGUAGAAUAUUAUGAAGAAUUGUUGUCUCCAAGUAAUCCAGAAUAUCUAACAGUACGAAAAUCUCCAUUGUCCAAUGAAUACCUAAACAGAUCCGAAAAUGGUUAUUACAAUAUAAAUUCAAUUAAAUCUAAAACAUGUAUAGCUAAAACAAAAACAGAAUCCACAGAAGAAAUUAAUAAAGAACUUGAAGAACAAGGAAGAAUAACAAGUCAAUGUAAUAGUGAAUCCAAAGAUAUGCCUUCAACUUCAUCAGAUUUGCAAUCAAUUAUUCAUAAUACUGAAUAAAGGAUUAUUAAUAAUAUGAGGAACAAUAGAGAGAGAGAAAGAAAGGAGCAUCCUUUUAUAUUAUAUAUUUUUAUCCAGUCAAAAAGUAUAUUUUUCAAUUGCUAUAUCCAUCUAUUUGUGUCUUAGAUUUUUACAAUAAUCCAGAAUGGAAGUAAUUUAUGCGAUAUUUUAGAGAAAUUUUUAUUAGGCUUUUAAAUAUUUCAUGGAUAUAUGAAUCAGUACCAACAAUGUUAAGUUUUAUUUGAAUAUAUUAUAAAUACAUGCUUUCACGUUUAAUAUAUAUUAUUAUUUCGAGCAUAAAUUCUGAAAGAGUAAUAAAGUACUAUAUAAAACUUUAUAUCAUCCGUGUAAAGUAAUGUAUCAAACUUAAACGUGAAAGCAAUAAUUAAUGUUAUAAUGUUUUUAUAUAACAAGUCUAUUUUAAGUAAUUUUAUCUAUAUAUUUCAAGCUUCUUUGUAUGAUAAGAGCUCUGUUGCAAAGACAAUAUACAUGAUGAAGUAACAAGAAAGAAAUAUUGUUAAAUGAAAUGAAAUUGUCGCGCGUGUUUAAUUAAAAUAUUUUCGAAUGUUAUCUAUUCUCUCUUUUAUUGCAAGUACGAUUAUGUGGUUACAUAAAUUUAUCAUGAAUGACAUGAAUGUUAUAUUAAUCAUUUAGUUCUUAUAUUUCUUGGUAGUUGUGUCAAUAUUUGUGUUUUACCUUUUUUUUUCUUUUUCUUUUUUUUUUUUUUUUUUUUUUUUUUUUUUUUUUUUUUUUUUUUAUAAUAGCUUUAAACAAAAAGCUAUAUGUAUACAAUCUAUAUAUUUAAUGCUUAUAUUUAUCAAAAAAGUGUUAAGGCACACUAACAAAGUAUCUUUAUAGAAUGAUCAAUUUCUCCUUCUUUUCUGCAAAAAAGAAAAAUCAAUUAUGUGAUUGAUAACAUAAUGUCAAAAUGCAAAUAGAAUUAGCAUAGCAUACAACUGCGUUCUUACUAUGAAAAUUCCAGCAUAUAGUUUAUCAAUACAAUUGUACUGUAUAGCAUACAUAUAGCAUUGUGUUUCCCAAAUAUAGUGACAUUGUUUUAUGAAGGAUAUUGUAAGUUAUGUAAGUGCGGCAUUGUAUAUAACAUUCACAUUCAAGAGUUCGUUUGUUUUUUUUUUGUAUCAACUAUAUCAAAUUUAAUAAUAUACAUAUAAUAUUAUUUGGACUUAAAUAUUUAUAGAACUAUAAAAGUGAUAUUGGCAGUCAUGGAUCGUACAUUGGAACAAAAAAAUAUAACAAGUUAUAUUAAGUUGUUGUAAUAAUAUCGGGAUAAAAAUAUCUAAUGAAACUCAUUUAUUUAGUUCUAUUAGACAUGUUCAGAACAAUCUUAUAAUUUAUACAAAAACUCUGUUGUUGUUAUUCAUAAAGUAAUAACUUUUGUUAAAAGAAAAAAAGAUAAUGAUAUAUGUAAAAAUACUGUUUGAAAGUAUGAGAAACUAAAUAGGAUUUUGAUUCCUUGUAGCAAUGUUGCCUUAUAUUUGAAAAGACGAUUGCUGGUUAGAUCAAUCAAGGUGUGAAAGAAAGUUGAUGUUUGUAUAGAAGCCUCUGACUGAUCAACCAUAGUCUUCCGCUUGUUAUGUAUGUGUUUUCUAUUGAUAUACACAUUUUAAAUAAAUAUUAAUAAUUGAA
This is a messenger RNA of Vespa crabro (European hornet), 12732 nucleotides long. RefSeq lists its product as uncharacterized. The transcript has 12 exons. Gene Ontology annotation, biological process: intracellular signal transduction; protein phosphorylation; microtubule cytoskeleton organization. The record is from RefSeq and is a predicted model, not a curated record. Bases 3229 to 11085 code for a protein of 2618 amino acids. NCBI's taxonomy places the organism in Eukaryota, Metazoa, Arthropoda, Insecta, Hymenoptera, Vespidae. Gene Ontology annotation, cellular component: cytoplasm. Gene Ontology annotation, molecular function: tau-protein kinase activity; protein serine/threonine kinase activity; ATP binding.